Glarea lozoyensis ATCC 20868 is the source of this 909-nucleotide messenger RNA. RefSeq names its product RING/U-box. NCBI's taxonomy places the organism in Eukaryota, Fungi, Ascomycota, Leotiomycetes, Helotiales, Helotiaceae. The record is from RefSeq and is a predicted model, not a curated record. The coding region runs from base 1 to 909 and encodes 302 amino acids. The transcript is spliced from 2 exons.
AUGUCGCAAUCAUACCUCGUAAGAUUCACCUGCUCCCACACAGAGGAUUACACCGUACAACGAGAUGGCACUUGCGACUGGAGUAUAAGCCCCGAUAUGCCCGGCGCUGUGGAUCUUUAUGUAGGAACUCUCUGUCGAGGGUGUAUUGGAAAAGAAUCAACCUAUCUCCCUACCAGUCCUCCCAUACCCGACCACGCUCAACCAUUCGUUCCCUCCGAACUCUUCAAUCGUAUCCCCUUGAUGUUCGAGGCCUUGGAGUUGUACCCCUUUGGCGAAAACACCAGAUUAUCUAAGACUUCCCUUUCAUAUAUCAAAGACGUCUAUCGACACCUGGAAAUGCAGAUGCGUUGGAAACGACAUGAUAUGCCUAGUUUCGAGAAGAAGAGGAUGCAGUUCGUAAAAUCUAAUAUAAAGGGACGCCCUGAAGACGUUGAUAGGCAAAACAAGUGGGAGAUGGAGUGGAAGGAGUUCAUGGAGAGGUCUCUGCUGAAGCAUCUGGCUUGGAAGAUACAAGUCAACGCUUUAAAGAAUGCUCACGAAGACUACUUGAAUUCGCUUCCCAAAGAGUCCACUUCUAGUUGCCUAUCUAUUCCACCACUCUUGACAACCCCCUCGAGCGCUUCCAUCGAAGAAGAGUGUCAUAUAUGCCAAUCUCCAAUGGAUGAAGAAAGUGGAGAAAAGCCCUGCCAGCUACCUUGUUCACACAUAUUUGGUGAUAAGUGUAUAGGUACUUGGCUUCGAGAUCAGAGUAGCUGUCCUUUGUGUCGAACUGUCUUUGAGAGAGACGCUUAUUCGUACCCAAAAGAGGAAAUUAUUCAGGACUCUGAUGUGCUCGCCGAGGGAGAGGAGUAUGAUUGGGUUUUGGUUGUUAGAGGAGUGAUUCCAGCAGAAGCGAGUUUCUUCUUUUGA